Cotesia glomerata is the source of this 1170-nucleotide messenger RNA. RefSeq lists its product as uncharacterized. The transcript is spliced from 3 exons. Gene Ontology annotation, cellular component: plasma membrane. Gene Ontology annotation, molecular function: olfactory receptor activity; odorant binding. Gene Ontology annotation, biological process: detection of chemical stimulus involved in sensory perception of smell; sensory perception of smell. The coding region runs from base 94 to 1170 and encodes 358 amino acids. The record is from RefSeq and is a predicted model, not a curated record. NCBI's taxonomy places the organism in Eukaryota, Metazoa, Arthropoda, Insecta, Hymenoptera, Braconidae.
UUAUGAAUUAUUUAAUGCUCUUUAUUAGACCGAAAGUAUUACCAAUUCUAGAAGACAAUAGUCAAAUAGUUCUUCUUGGUAUCAGAAGUAAAAAUGGUUUUGACAACGCAUCGUGAAACUCUUGAUUUUAAUUUAAAGCUCGCUAAAAUAUUCGGGUUAUUUGGAUACUAUGAUCUACCGUUGAAACAGUACCUAGCAAUUAUCACUUUUCGUACGAUCAAUAUAAUAAUGACAACCCUGGUGAUAGUGACCAACACAGCAGAUUUUUUCGUCAACAUAAGCAAUCUAAGUGAGGUGUCUUAUAACAUCGGUUAUAUACUCCCGAUGACUGCAACAAGCUUAAAAGCACUGACAUUUUUUAUGCGGCAAAAAGCCGUGGUGAAAAUCAUCGAAGAGGUCCACGGGCCAGUUACUAAAUUGAUAUCCUCUUCAGACAUCGGAGUGGUGAAUUUGAUAAAAAAAUCAGUAUUUUGGCAGAACGUCGACUUUGGAAUGUUCGUAUGUGCAACUUUUUGUGUCUGCAUGACAGGUUUGCUACCGAUUAGGCAAAUUUUGAGCACCCGGCAGCUGAUGAUUCGCGCAGUUUUUCCAUUUGACGAGAAGCCCUAUCCAAUUUUUGAAAUCGUCUAUGCGCUUCAGUAUUACGGAUUACUGGUAGAAUGCGCUUGGUGCGUAAUAUUUGACCCAGUGGUGAUGGGUCUUGCCAGGUGGAUAACUUUUCAAGUGGACGUUUUGAGGUCUAAUUUUGAGCACUGCGAUGACGGAAUUCCUCGGGCUACUUUUGUAAAAAUUGUAGAUCUAGAAAAGGAACGUGAACGACAAAGUGACAAAAAUGCAAAAAUUAAAGUGUUUAUUCCAUUUUCUGAUGACCAGGCCAAUGAAACCAAUGAUUCAUUUCUACUGAGAUUUUGCCACUGUGUAAAAAAUCAUCGUCGGUUAAUUCAAUGCCUGGAUAAUUUUAAUGAAUUAUUUGGGUUGAUACUCUUUGCUCAAAUUGCCUCUGACUGUCUUUUAACUUGCAUUGGACUGUUCCAAUUUGCUUUGACCAUUAAACGCAAGAGGCAGAAUAACGUGUUCCGUGACAUGGUAAUGCUCGGUUCAGGCCUCAUCCACUUGGGCUAUUGGUCUAUUUACGGUAAUCUACUGAUCAAUGAAGUAAGAUCGUCCUGA